Molecule: messenger RNA, 890 nt
Organism: Vigna radiata var. radiata (mung bean)
Lineage: Eukaryota; Viridiplantae; Streptophyta; Magnoliopsida; Fabales; Fabaceae
Product: inactive protein RESTRICTED TEV MOVEMENT 2
Exons: 2
Coding region: 51-776 (241 amino acids)
Source: RefSeq, a predicted model, not a curated record
CAUACACAUCAAAAUCACAACCAAAAGAGGAACUACCUAGGGCUGAAAACAUGGCUUCAAGAACACAGCCAGCAUCUGAUCUUGUCUAUGAAGACUUUCAACCACUCUAUGAAUGGGUUAAGGACGAAAGGCUUGUCAACGUAAUGCUACCAGGUUUUAGAAGAGAUCAACUGAGGGUUCAAGUGACCUCAAAGCCUACCCUAAGGGUAACAGGUGAACGCCUGAUGUAUCAGAACAGAUAUCGUCGUUUCAAUUUAGAGUUGCCAAUUCAGUCUGAUUAUGACACCGACGAUGUCACGGCAAAGUUUGAAGGUUCCACUCUAUCAAUCAAAUUUGGAAAACGCUCACUCAAUAAGCCCACUGAACCAGCAACAACUCCAUCACAGAAGAUUGAACAGCAGAAAGAAGAUACCCCAAAAGCAGAAACAAAGAGCAAUGGUGAUGAAGUCUCUGCAGCAGAGCAGAAGACACCCCAGAAGGAGGAAACCAAGACUAAUGGCUCAAGUGAGACGAAGGAAGAAACGCCAGCCCCUAAAGCUAAGCCUGUUUCCAGAACCAAAACUAGGCUCAUAGAUUUUGCACUGGGUUCUGGAAAUCAGGUUGAUGACGAAGUGGCUGGAGAUUCUGAUGCAGCGAAUAACAAGCGCAAGAAAAUUGUGAAAUGGAUUCUGCUGAUUUAUGCGGUUGUGGCCAUUGUAGCACUUGCCCUUUAUGCUAAAAAUGCAUUCAUAUCCAAUGGAGAAUCAGACACAGAAUCGUUCUUCCUAGAGCUGUGAUUUUCUUCUUCAACAACUACUUGUGCACGUAAAGAGAACACUGUGUUCGUUUGCGUGUAAAUGCAUAAUUUCUUUCAGUAAAUGAUUAAUAAAGAAAAACAUUAUACGAUUUCU